Humulus lupulus (European hop) is the source of this 2523-nucleotide messenger RNA. Its product is annotated as magnesium-chelatase subunit ChlD, chloroplastic. NCBI's taxonomy places the organism in Eukaryota, Viridiplantae, Streptophyta, Magnoliopsida, Rosales, Cannabaceae. The record is from RefSeq and is a predicted model, not a curated record. Gene Ontology annotation, biological process: chlorophyll biosynthetic process. Gene Ontology annotation, molecular function: magnesium chelatase activity; ATP hydrolysis activity; ATP binding. The transcript is spliced from 15 exons. The coding region runs from base 59 to 2347 and encodes 762 amino acids.
AAUGUAAUGUAAUACCAGAUAAGAAAGAGAGUUCCUUCAUUCUCUCUCCAUACCUUCCAUGGCGGGCUUACAUUCAGCCCCCACGGGUUCCUCUUCUUUAACUAGGCUUCACUCAUUACCACUUCCCUCACUCAAAUUACGACACCCUUUUCUCUUCUCUCCCUCUUUCGCUUCUUAUUUGACCUCAAAACGCCUUCACGGACAUGGCCUUCGAGUUCGUGCAUCUUCUGCAAGUGUCGCCACUGACCCAGGCAAUGGUGCCAUGCUCACUCAGGAGAACAACUCCAAUGUUACGUCUUAUGGAAGACAGUAUUUCCCUCUUGCUGCUGUUGUUGGUCAGGAUGCCAUUAAGACUGCUCUGUUACUUGGGGCUAUAGACCGUGAAAUUGGAGGCAUUGCUAUCUCUGGGAAGCGAGGCACAGCCAAAACUGUCAUGGCUCGUGGGCUACACGCAGUUUUGCCGCCCAUUGAAGUAGUUGUUGGUUCAAUAUCAAAUGCUGAUCCCGCAUGUCCUGAUGAGUGGGAUGAUGAUCUAGCUAAAAAACUGGAGUAUGAUUCUGCUGGCAAUAUUAAGACUCAAGUUGUCAGGUCUCCCUUUGUUCAGAUUCCACUUGGAGUAACAGAAGACAGACUUAUUGGGUCUGUUGAUGUUGAGGAAUCUAUAAAAACAGGAACGACUGUUUUCCAGCCUGGCCUUCUUGCUGAAGCUCAUAGAGGUGUUCUAUAUGUUGAUGAAAUCAAUCUCUUGGACGAGGGUAUUAGUAAUUUGCUUCUUAAUGUAUUGACUGAAGGAGUUAAUAUUGUGGAAAGAGAGGGAAUCAGCUUUAGACACCCUUGUAAACCACUCUUGAUUGCUACAUAUAAUCCGGAAGAGGGUGCUGUGCGUGAACAUUUAUUAGAUCGGAUUGCAAUCAACUUGAGUGCAGAUCUUCCAAUGAGUUUUGACGAUCGUGUUGCGGCUGUUGGAAUUGCAACUCAAUUUCAGGAAUAUAGUAGUGAAGUUUAUAAGAUGGUUGAGGAAGAAACAGAGGUUGCAAAAACUCAGAUCAUUUUGGCGAGGGAGUAUUUGAAAGAUGUUACUGUCAGCAGGGACCAAUUAAAAUAUCUGGUUAUGGAAGCAAUUCGAGGUGGAUGUCAGGGACACAGAGCUGAGAUAUAUGCUGCCCGUGUUGCGAAAUGCUUAACUGCUCUGGAAGGGCGUGAAAAAGUUACUGUUGAUGACUUGAAAAAAGCUGUAGAACUUGUCAUUCUUCCACGUUCAGUCAUUAAUGAAAAUCCACCCGACCAGCAAAAUCAACAGCCUCCUCCUCCGCCUCCUCCACAAAAUCAAGAGUCUGGGGAAGAAGAACAGAAUGAGGAAGAAGACCAAGAGGAUGACGAGGAUGACAAUGAUGAAGAGAAUGAACAACAAGAUCAAGUACCUGAAGAAUUUAUAUUUGAUGCAGAAGGAGGUUUGGUGGAUGAGAAACUUCUUUUCUUUGCUCAACAAGCACAGAGACGCCGCGGGAAGGCUGGGAGAUCAAAGAAUGUUAUAUUUUCAGAAGAUAGGGGAAGAUACAUUAAGCCAAUGCUCCCAAAGGGUCCUGUACAGAGAUUAGCUGUUGAUGCAACCCUUAGAGCAGCCGCGCCAUAUCAAAAAUUGCGCAAGGAGAAGGACUCUCAGAAGAUUAGGAAAGUUUUUGUGGAAAAAUCUGAUAUGAGGGCAAAGAGAAUGGCACGAAAAGCAGGAGCACUGGUUAUAUUUGUAGUUGAUGCAAGUGGCAGCAUGGCUUUGAACAGAAUGCAAAAUGCUAAAGGUGCUGCUCUAAAGUUACUAGCAGAAAGUUAUACAAGCAGGGAUCAGGUUUCUAUUAUUCCUUUCCGUGGAGAUUCUGCAGAAGUUCUUCUUCCUCCUUCUAGAUCAAUUGCAAUGGCAAGAAAACGUCUUGAGAGACUUCCAUGUGGUGGAGGUUCACCCCUUGCUCAUGGUCUUACCACGGCUGUCAGGGUUGGGCUAAAUGCAGAGAAAAGUGGCGAUGUUGGACGUGUAAUGAUUGUCGUAUUGACUGAUGGUAGGGCAAACAUAUCACUAAAAAGAUCCACCGAUCCUGAAGCUGCUGCUGCCGCUGAUGCCCCAAGACCGUCGUCACAAGAGUUGAAGGAUGAGAUUCUUGAAGUUGCGGGUAAAAUAUACAAAUCAGGGAUGUCUCUCCUCGUGAUCGACACUGAAAACAAGUUUGUUUCAACUGGCUUUGCCAAGGAGAUUGCUAGAGUAGCUCAAGGAAAAUAUUAUUACUUGCCAAAUGCUUCAGAUGCUGUUAUCUCGGCCACAACGAAGGACGCUUUAUCAGCCCUGAAAAACUCAUGAAUCAUUAGAGGCUAUGUUUUGCUUUGAGGCUGAUCUGACCAUAUUCAUAUUCAUGUUCAUGUUCAAGUUAUUGUAAUUUAUCCCACAUGUAAGUUUCACGUGGAAAUGAGAUUCCAAUUUUCUCUUGUAGCGGCUUCUCACAUAAUAAAUCACUUUGUUAGUUUAGUUUCUCAAAA